AAACACCGAAUCCAAAUCAUUACCCGAUUCCAUAAUGAAGCACAAGCUUCUGCUGCUGAUAGUGGGAUCAGAGAGUGUUUUCCGCAAAGCUGUUCCCCGACAGUGCCACAGUGUGGGAGACCUUUUUAUGGAGCCCAGUGAUGACCUCCUUCCGGACGGCUAGGUGGCCCCGAAUAAUUAGGAUGCCAUAGGUUAUCAAAGAUCUGUGAGUCAAUCAGAUGAGUCACGUUUUGAUGUUCUGCACUUCGAAGUACGUGUACAACGUACUAGCUUUCAGAUUUCACUCACCGAUAUAAGUUAGGCAUGUUUUUCCACAAAUUUAUCUCAAGUCUUCAAGGCACAUGAAAGCCACAAUAGUACGGAUACCAAUCGCAAAAUGUUUCAAAGCCAUCAUGAAAAUGAACAGGAUUCGUGGGGAUCGUUGGAGGAAGAUGGCCGAGUUGCUAUUCUCUUUAUCUGUGAUCGACAAGGCCGAGGAUGUAGUCCUUGACUUAAUAAUGUUGAAGGUCUUCGGAGAGUAGUUGCAGCCGACCAACUUUAGGCACCUACAUAUAUGGAACAUAACUAACCGCAUCAAUAAUAAUCAUUGUAAUCUUACGAGAAUUCAGAAGUUCCAAAGCUCCCUUAUGCAAAAUAUACUUGCUUAAUUAAAUAAAUAUUUUCUUCUGUGUAGAGGCUAAACCAAUAGAUGACAGAAUAAUUUCUUUGUUUUGUAUACUCACCCAGAAAUGGUUGAUUUUUAUAAAAAUACGCACACUUUUGUAGGUUGAGUAAGUAACUUGUAUACUUUAACCCUGUCAUACUUGUAUUUUCUAAGUGUUCAGUGCCAUCAAUUAUGUGUGGGCAAUUAGCAAUUGGAUGGCACACUUAUUCCUUUCAAGAAAAUAAAAUUACUUGUGCUAUAUACAAAUCGUAUACUUGCAGUGCAUUGAUGUGCGCUUCACGUCGCAGUUUUUAGACCUCUCAGAUUAUAAUUAUGGCGCCAACCUUACUGGUCUUUAAAGUACUUUCGUCUGUCUGAACACUUGUACUUCGGUGCAAUCAUGACAUAUGAGAACCAGCUUAAAAUCAGACACACAACACCCCUCAGAACAGUGGAAAAUGUGGCGAAAUUUUCAAGGGACACGUGCAUGUUACUCAGGUUGUUUUCCGGGGAAAUGUUUUAAUCUCUGUCAAAGUCAGCUCCCUAAAAUAUCUUUUUUUGUGUACCCAACUUCUACCACGGAUAUACAUAGGUUUUGGAUCGGACUUUGCUUUGUUUUUUUUAAAUGAGGAAUUCCCAAAAACAAUCCAAAAAUAUUUCGAUUUGUAGUUGAAUGUAAUAUACGCUAAGUAAAUUGUUAACUUGAUUUGAUUUAUUUUGUAAUUUAUGCCUCAAGAAUUCUAAGCAAACUGAAAGUAUUUAAAAAUUGUUUUGAUUUACGUAAUGCAAUUAUAGGACGGUAUAACAAUAAAUAACUUAACACAACCUUGAUACAUUAAUUAACAAAA
This is a messenger RNA of Drosophila erecta, 1491 nucleotides long. RefSeq lists its product as uncharacterized. The coding region runs from base 342 to 521 and encodes 59 amino acids. The record is from RefSeq and is a predicted model, not a curated record. Lineage: Eukaryota; Metazoa; Arthropoda; Insecta; Diptera; Drosophilidae. The transcript is spliced from 2 exons.